AUGCCAACCAUCAACACUCAUUCCGUCCAGAUUGCAUUGGAGGGCAUCCUCUGUGGUGAGCGCAAGAACUGGGACCACAAUAUGGCCGUGUUGCCCAGAUGGAUUCACAAGCUGGGCUCGGUUUACUACACGGCUUUGCUUGAGGACGAGCAGGUCAGGAAGUAUGGAUGGUUGUCCGGCCACCAGGGUGAGCGGCUCAGUCCUUCUGAGAUGCCAAAGCCCGUCCGCGAAAUUCUUAAACUUGCCUCUACCGGGCUCCGCAACCUCCGGGGGAUUACAGCCAAUCUCAAGGAAAUCAUCGAGCGGUCGGAAAUCACGUCCAACUUUAUCGAGCGGGCUACCUUUAGUCCAGAGAGGGACCCGUUGGUGGAUUCGAAAGGCCUCUUGGGGCUGCUGGGAGACAGAUGGAGAGGUGUGUGGUACUUUCUGAGGAAAUGGCGACGACGUACAACAGCUUUGGCGCUUGCCUUGAGCUCAUCCAUGACCGAUGAGCUCUACCUGAUGGACGAGGAGAAAAGGGAGUGGAUCAAAGAUGCCGCCCUACUCAGCAAGAUGAUCACCGUGGUCUACUACAACGUCCUGGCAGCUGUUGCCGAGCUCAAGAAAGUCUCGGAACUGCUCCAACCUGGACUCAGACUCAAGGGCGAACCUCUCGUGGAGCUGUACACUGAAGUCUUGAGCGCCCGGACCCGGUUGAAGGUCGCUCGGGAGCUGGCCAAGCUAUUCACCACGACGGUCGACUCCCUGGGCCCUCUGAUCGCCAAGCUGGAUUCGAUCGUCCAAGAUGGAGACAAGUCUUGGCGCACCCAAAUGCAGGGAGACCUUCGCCGGUUCACUGAGGUGUUUGAGGAGCGAAAGGACUACGCCGAGGACGCCGCCAAACAGCGCAGCGCCAAGAUCUGGCGCAACAUCCGCAAGUUUGUGCGGGAUUCGCAUGUUUCGGUCGAACCCUUUUAAGUGGAUUUGAUAUCUUGAUAGAGACGCGUUCAUUGAUGGGACGAUAUUAUUUCCGGC
This is a messenger RNA of Podospora pseudocomata, 1014 nucleotides long. RefSeq lists its product as uncharacterized. The record is from RefSeq and is a predicted model, not a curated record. The transcript has 4 exons. The coding region runs from base 1 to 957 and encodes 318 amino acids. Lineage: Eukaryota; Fungi; Ascomycota; Sordariomycetes; Sordariales; Podosporaceae.